Molecule: messenger RNA, 279 nt
Organism: Ostertagia ostertagi
Lineage: Eukaryota; Metazoa; Nematoda; Chromadorea; Rhabditida; Trichostrongylidae
Source: the annotation of a GenBank genome assembly
GUCCUGAAGUCGCUGGCCAGCCAAAAAUCACGUCCACAGGUGGUCGUCUGCUUUUGUGAAGGCCUUACGGUUAGGAAUUUCUUUCAAGCCCAAAAGCAUCUGAUCACACGCAAUAAGAACUUCAAGCGUUUCCAAUGGAUCGGAUCCGACAGUUGGGCAGAUCGUAACGACGUCGUAAACGGUCUGGAAGACGAAGCGGAGGGCAGUUUCAGCAUCAGAAUUCACGCGCCUAAGGUAUGGUUCCAGUCGAAGUACUGUAAAGCCACAACCCACAAUUAA